Molecule: messenger RNA, 7294 nt
Organism: Apis laboriosa (Himalayan honeybee)
Lineage: Eukaryota; Metazoa; Arthropoda; Insecta; Hymenoptera; Apidae
Product: protein kinase shaggy-like
Exons: 9
Coding region: 1836-3200 (454 amino acids)
Biological process (GO): negative regulation of canonical Wnt signaling pathway; signal transduction; protein phosphorylation
Cellular component (GO): nucleus; cytoplasm; cytosol
Molecular function (GO): ATP binding; protein serine/threonine kinase activity
Source: RefSeq, a predicted model, not a curated record
GAACGGGUCAAUGUCUGAGGAGGCUUCGAAAAAUUCGUAAGUGGUUUGGUGUUCGUGUGCACGGUGAGAAAGAGAAAACGUCGUUGAUUAUCAAGAAUUGAUUUUGCCGCGUACGUCCAGGUUGCGCCUUUACCCCUUUCCCGCCGCCAGGCUCGAAGCGACAUUCAGUUAUAUAGUGAUUUCACGAUUAUCGAAAGCAGAGGUGGAAAACGACGGUGACGACGAUCUCCCUUCGAGCAACGUCGACACGGACGACGACGAAGACGUCCACGUCGGCGUCAGCACGAUUCCUGCUUGUUUCUCCGUAUAGCACAAAAGUGUUUGCGACGAAGCGUGUACUAGCUUGGCAAGUUGAUAACGUCCGGCCUGACAAGUUAAGAAACGUAGGAGUGACGAGUAGUGACAAGAUUCGAAGUAUAUCGAGAAAGAUAGAGCGAGUGAGAAAGAGUGGUAGUGGAGGUAAGAGAGUAACGCUUCCCCCGCACGAUCCAAAACUAGGAGUGUAGAAGUGAGAGAAAACAGUAGAGAGAAUAAGUGAUAGAGAAAGGAAGAAAACGAGUGAGAGAAAGGGAGAAAAAUAAUCAACGAUGCUAUUAAAGCAAAAAGGAGAAGACAAGUAGAAAAAUACAAUGUAACUCAAAAAACUUUAAUAGAUAUCGUUGAAGAGAGGAAAAAUUGAAAUUGUCACAAUUCCUAGAGUGACUACAAUUAGAUACAUAAGGAGAUUAUUAUAAACGACGAAGAAAUUCGACCCGUCAACCGGAUCAUCGUGGAGUUGUACUAUAUAGGAAAGCUACCAAGUGCGGCGGUGUGCCUCCACUGGCGAACGUGUACGAACCGUUCCAAAAACGUCAACCCCUGCCUCCCUUCGCGGUAUAGCUCCGCAACACUCCGCGCCCUCGUCAAGUUAUUAGGUAGUAAAAUCGCUCUUCGUGCAUGAUAUUCCCUGACAGUCAGCAGUUAAUACGAAAGAUUGUCAUAAAUUGUGUCAAUUUGUUAAUUGGACGCCAUCGACGCGGUGUAUCGUAAUCGGUGGUGAGCAUUCAUCGGAGAAACGAGAAAAAGAGCAUCGAGUGAAUCGUAUCGGCGGGCAAGCCUGUCGCGCGAAGUUGCUUGUGCGAACGGAGCGUAUAACCCAGUGUGCGCUGUGUUACGAUAAACGUUUUGAUCGCGAGAGUCGCUACCGUCACUGCCACCGCCACUAUUGUCAGUGGUAACGGGAGCAUAUAUAUUUGGAAGGAAGUGUUUGACAGUGAUCAAAAAUUUCAACCAACGCUGUUUCUCCAAGAGAAUUUUCUUCUCUUUGUUUUAUAGUGAUUAUAACGAUUGUGAAUCACGGUUCUUCGCCGUGCUUUCCGUUUUCUCGAUCUUGCGCGCGCUUUGCUCGCCCGUAGCUCUUCCUUCCCAUCCAUCCAUCCAUCCAUCCAUCCCUCCCUCCCUCCCUUCCUCCCACCUUCUUCCUCUCUUAUUCUUUCUCUCUCACUCUCUCCCUCUUCUUUCGCGUGUUAUCCUAUCUCACUCUCUUUCUCUCCCUCCAUCCAUCGAUCGAGCGCGGCCGUGGCGUAAUAUAGAAGAACCGAACCGUGCGGACGUGCAUGCGUGCGUGCGAUGUAAUUAUCGUUCGUGCUGUCAUUGAUGUCCGAGGUGGUGUCAACGACGAUAACAACAACGACGACGACGGCGACGACGAAGACGCACUGCUGGCUAUCUUCACGUGAGGAAGUGGCACGGCCAGCCGAGGCGGCGACCAGCAGAGGAAGAAGCAGAAGCGGCAUAUCAUUCUAAAGUUUUGACUGUCAGGUGGCGGUGGAGAAGCGGGUCAAGAAGAUUUCAGAAUGAGCAGCCGACCGAGGACCACCUCCUUUGCCGAUUGCACUAACGCGCCCUCGAAUCCGCCCCUGGGUGGCAUGAGAGUCAGCAGUCAUCCGGCUGGUGGUGUAACAUUAAAAAAAGGCGGUGUGAUGUAUAAUGCAGAUAGAGAUGGCAACAAAGUUACAACCGUGGUGGCUACACCUGGUGCUGGUCCAGAUCGUCCCCAAGAGAUCUCCUAUACAGACACUAAAGUAAUCGGUAACGGCAGCUUCGGCGUUGUAUAUCUAGCGAAAUUAUGCGACACGGAAGAACUGGUCGCCAUCAAGAAAGUUCUUCAAGACAAACGAUUUAAGAACAGAGAAUUGCAAAUCAUGCGGCGCCUCGAGCAUUGUAACAUCGUGAAACUGAAAUAUUUCUUCUAUUCUAGUGGUGAUAAGAACAUCUUAAACGCAACUAAUCCAGUUUUUCAUGUGGACAAGGACGAGGUUUAUUUGAACCUAGUGCUGGAAUACAUACCUGAAACUGUGUAUAAAGUUGCUCGGCAUUAUAACAAGAGCAAGCAGACCAUACCGAUUAAUUUCAUUAAGCUGUAUAUGUAUCAAUUAUUCCGUUCUCUGGCGUAUAUCCACUCGCUGGGAAUCUGCCACAGGGAUAUCAAACCGCAAAAUCUUCUUCUGGACCCGGAAUCCGGCGUUCUUAAGCUCUGUGAUUUUGGUUCCGCCAAACAUCUGGUCAAAGGGGAGCCCAAUGUGUCUUACAUCUGUAGUCGUUACUAUCGCGCGCCCGAAUUGAUCUUUGGUGCUAUUGAUUAUACUACAAAAAUCGAUGUUUGGAGCGCAGGUUGCGUAGUGGCAGAAUUAUUGCUCGGCCAACCGAUAUUCCCAGGGGACAGCGGAGUGGAUCAAUUGGUCGAGAUCAUCAAGGUGCUCGGCACCCCGACACGUGACCAGAUACGUGAGAUGAACCCCAAUUACACCGAGUUCAAAUUCCCACAAAUUAAAGCGCAUCCAUGGCAAAAGGUGUUCAGGGCACGCACGCCACCCGAAGCGAUGGAAUUAGUCGCUGGUCUCCUAGAGUAUACGCCAUCCGGCCGAAUCACACCGUUAGAAGCAUGCGCCCAUCCUUUCUUCGACGAACUUCGGGAGCAGGGUACGCGAUUACCAAAUGGCCGAGAACUUCCCCCUUUAUUUAACUUUACAGAAUACGAGCUGCGGAUUCAGCCAUCUUUAAACUCGAUCCUAAAGCCGAAGUACAUGCAGACUUCGGAGAAUGCUGGAGGCCAGUCGGAACCUGUCGCGGGUAGCAGUGGUAACGUUAGUGAUAAUAACGUGAACGCCACGUUAUCCACCUCAAAGAACACAGACCCCGGCCAAUCGAACAUGGCUUAAGCUACUUUUUAUUUCUAACGUUAAUUAAACAACAAAACGAGAAAGACACAAAGAGAAAGAAAGAGACGGAAAAACCGAAAGAAUUCACGUGUUAGAAACUAGCCUUAACAGAAAACGAAAAAAAAAAAAAAAAAAAAAGAAAAAAAAGAAAAAAGUUCAAGUAGAUCAAGAUAGAAGAACGAAUGAAUGAAAGGAAUAUUGAUAUUCUUUUGAGGAGGAUGUCCAUAAGCAACGUAACAUACACGAUACAUACACAGUCCCUUAAUUGUAAAUUUUUUCAACUUUAUGCGAAUGGCGAUACCGUCUGGUAUUUUGAGCUUUGUUUGCUUGAAACACGAAUGACACGAAAAUAUCAUUAUAGAAUUAUUAAAAUAUAGUUCCCCUGUUUGUAACGGGUUCGCCUGGGUAUACCCCCAAAUUUCGAGUGGCGUGUGCGAGUGCUUGAUUGCCACGUUAUUGCCAAAAAUAACAACAAAAUAUUGAAUUUAAUGUAUAUAUAUUAUAGGAACUGGAACCGUAAUCUAACUAACUUUAAACGAUAAUUGCUAUAAACAAUGAAAGAAAGAGACAAAACGACAAAAAAAAAAAAAAAUGAACGCGAAUUUUUUCUAGCUGAGAAGAAAACAAACGAUAUGUACCAUCAUACAUUGUGUCUUGUAGUAUUCACGUCGCUUGUGUCGUCGAUCAUUUUAUCAUUCACGGAACAUACAAAUACACACAUACAUACAAAUACACACAUUCAUAGCUAUUAUUAAAGAGAUAUAUAAGAGUUAUUUGCUUUUUGACACUUAUAUCGAUGACUUUUAAAGAUUUUACAGAGGAAUAAGAAAAUCGCUAGGCUUUUUCGCGAAGAACGAGAGUAAGAAAAGUUGCAAGUUCCCUCCAAAAUGUAUGAGACGAAUGAACCGGCGAAAAGGGAAUGACGAAGAUAAUUCCAAUAAUUAUAAUUGUAAUGUAUAAAAAUACGCGAAACAUUUAGGAAUAUUUUUUAUUGCGUUCAAAAUUCGAGCGUUGAUCGAUAUUUUCGCAAACAAGAGAAAAAUUUCACGUGGAAGAUUCAUGAUUAAACAUUCACACUCACUCACACACACACACACACACACACACACACACAACACAACACAUUACAAGAAUAAUUUGCGUGCACAAUCUCUAUUAUCGACUAAGACUAUGUUUCCGACGUGAGAUAUGUUGCGAACAUCAAUACGAUUAGAAAAGAAGAAGAAGAAAAAGGAAAUAUGUAUCUGAUAAUCUGAUCUUGGACGAGACACAAAAAGAAAAUUUCUAUUUAUUGGGACACGACACGUGAAACACUCUCGUAUUACGUACACACUCGUUCGUGCCUAUUGUCAGCCAUGCCUGGACGAUUCGAAUCGCUAUCCUCUAUUUAAUGAAAUGAACGCUAAUUAACUCGAGUACUUUAUUCGUUACGUAUUUAAUUGUCACACGAUUAUCGUUGUAUAUUCUUUAACGGACUCUCGGCUACAACCGAGCGAUAUUUUUCAUCCUACGCGACGAAACUCUACAGAGUGCGAUUUUCUUUUUUUAAACCUGUCACAAUUUAUUUUUCUUCUGUGUCAACAGGAUUUUAGAAAUGUUUGUAACGUUUCUUUUUCAUUUCUGUAUCAGCAUGCGAAGAACAGACAGUAGUAAGUACAGACUUAUAAGCGAAUUAUAUAGAUUAUUCUUUCGUACGCAUCACCAUGCAUAUUUUAUAUGUUCUUGAAAGAAACGACGUUGUCGGAUAGAGCGACUUCUGACUUUCCUGAUCGAGAUGUCGAAGAUCAAGAUGGUCGCUUCGUUAAUUGAUUGUCUUGCAGAAUUAUGCGGCGAAAAAACUGAAAUAGAAGUGUACAAAAAGAGUUUUGUAUAUUUCGCACGAUGAAUUUCGAUUUUUUUAAAUGAUGAAAAAACGACCUCUAUGCAAUUGGAUCUUUCGGAGCAUGUUGCGCGUGAGUUAGCCGCCAUUUUACACGUUUCUACAUAUCAUAUCGCGUGUCUCAAGAGACUACAAAAAAAAAAAAAAAAAAAAAAAAAAAAAAAAAAAAAAAAAAAAGGAGGCUAUCGAUAAAAGUCAAUACCGAAUGAUUUAUUUCAGUUCCCUUCUUUUUUAGAGAAAGGACAGAAGGACUCGAUUAAGAAAAUAGGAAAAAUAAGAGGGAGAAAGAACAAAAUGGAAGACAGAUGAUAGAUCAAUAACGGAAAAAGUGAAAGGGAGUGUGACAGAAGGGGGGACAGAAUGAAAGUAGUAAGUGAGCGAAAAUGAGAGAGAAAGAGAUAUGCUAAGAUAUUUCGUUUCAAAAUUUUUAUCCGCGUUGUAAUUACGAUACGUUUUUUAAAUUACGAUUAAUUUUUUUUUUCUUCAAUUAUUUAAAUUGCUUCUCAUUGCUAUAUGAACAAUCGGAUAAAUUUAUCGAACUCUUUUGUUUUCUAAUCCGAACACGCAAAACGGAAAUACAUUUUUAAUACCGAAGAAAACUAAUCUUUACGUUUUGACAAUCGUACAAUGAUAUUUUCCCUUAUCGCAUUAAAAACAAAAAAGAAACGAAUCUGAAUAUUCGUCGAGAUAUACAUCGAUCAUGGAAUUUUUAUCGAUAACGGUAUUUUUCCGACAUUUCUUUAAGCAUAAAUCAAUAAUUUUAUCGAUGUAAAAAUAUUGAUCAUCUUUUUAUUCAUUAGAAUUAUAGAAUUAUAGAAUUUAGAAUUAUAUUAAUAAUUUAUUUCUUUCGAUUUAUUUCUAUCCUAAUUUUGAUCUUUGUCGAAAAGAAAAGAAAAAAGAAAAAAGAAAAAAAAAAAGAAAAAUUACUUAUUAAAACUUUAAUGUAUCAUUAUUUAAACAUUCUGCUUAAUGAAACCAUCUUGUCUUUCAUUUGCCGUGAUACAUCCGGCAAGUUCUAAGCAUAUCCUAUGAUAUUAUUAUUGAUAUGCUUGAACAAUACCUAUAGUAAGAUUGAUGUAUUUAAAUUCCCUUUGUCAAUUGAUAUCUUCUGGAUAUAAGAAAAAAAAGAAAGAAAGAAAGAAAGAAAAAGAAUUGGCAAUAUUUGGCGAGUGUUGGAAAAAUCUUGGAGAAAAGGGAAAUUAUUAUUUUUAAAUUUUAGACGGACGAAAGAAUAAUGAUUAGCAGCCGCAAAAAGCAAAACACAAAUUAUGUUAUAUGGGGAAGAAGGGGAGAAGAAGGGAUAACUUAAAAAACAAAUACGAAGAAAUCUUGCACUUCUUAAAGAGUAAAUUGUUGGUUAAUUGUCGAGAUUAUUCUAUUAAUAAAGAAAAAUUUAUAUCGAUUUAGUUCUAAUUCAAUCUUUCUUUUGUUUUGUAAUUUUGCGUACUUUGAAUAUCAUUUCAGCGUGAACUUGAAAGAAAAUUAAGUUAUAUAGUCUAGAAAAAAAAGAAAAAGAAAAAAGAAAAAAAACAAGACGAAUCGUCGUAUGAUUAAAGGGAUCAAAUCUAUAUAUGUAUAAAAGAUAAAUUGGAAUUUUAACAAUGUAAAUCAAUUCCGAUAUAUUCUUAUUUUGUUUUAUCCUUUGGUUUAGAUUUUACUCUAUUACAAAAAAAAGUACGCCAAGCAUAGACAUUACAGACACAGACAUUUACAAAAUGUAAAUAAGUAACGAUACGAAGAAGAAAACUAUAAAAAAUAUUAAAAGUUCAUACUAUAUAAAAAUACUUAUUAUAUAUGUGACUUAUAUAAACAUAUACGCGUAAUAUGUGUUAUUAAAUUACGUAUAUAUGUGUAUAUAUUUAUACAAAUAUACGAAUUAAUUUUUAACAAUAGCGAUUAAUGAUUAACUUUAUUGUAAAAAAAAAAAAAAAAGAGGAAGUAGGAGAAAGAGAGAAAGGAAGUAAAUGAGGGUGUGAAAGAGAAAGAGAAAGUGAAAAAUAAGAAGAGUUAGAUGGAGAGAAAGGGAAGAAAAAAAAAAAGAGUGAUUGACUAUUCGAACAACUAUUGUCAUCGAUUGCCUGAAAUUCUCACUACCGUUACCACAUAAAAAUCACCAGUUCUUUUCUUUGUCUUCUUAUUAUUACUAUCAUCAUGUCGCACCGUUUCGAAUCAUCUAGUAAAUAAAUUGUAAUAAUUGUGUAAAGAGAAAAAAAAA